CGAUUAUCUCACCAUGCAACUAUAUACACCAAAGUCUACUUCCUGAAGACUAUAAAUACCCCAACACCUUUGCCCUUCCAAAACCACAAAGCCUAAUACUCAACACAUUGAUAUUGAAAGAAACGAGGUGAGAAAUGGCAGAUAUUGAAAGCCAACGUAGUUAUAAUGUUGGAGGAGAAAAAACAUUUGCCAUUUCUUCGUCGAAUGAUUCUCCAACUGAUGGUGUCGGCGGCUUUGACUUGCCGGUGGAUUCCGAGCACAAGGCAAAAGCCAUCAAAAUCUUCUCUUUUGCUCAGCCCCACAUGAGGUCUUUCCACCUUUCAUGGAUGUCCUUCUUCACCUGCUUCGUAUCCACCUUCGCCGCCGCUCCCCUCGUCCCCAUCAUCCGGGACAACCUCGACUUGACGAGGAGCGACAUCGGAAACGCCGGGGUGGCCUCCGUUUCCGGCAGCAUAUUCUCCAGGCUCGCCAUGGGCUUCGUCUGCGACCUCAUAGGCCCGCGAUACGGCUGCGCGUUCCUCAACCUCCUCACGGCGCCGGUGGUUUUCUCGGUCGCGUUCGUCUCCUCCGCGCCCGGGUUUGUCGCCGUCCGGUUCCUCAUCGGCUUCUCGCUCGCCACCUUCGUGUCCUGCUCCUUCUGGACCAGCACCAUGUUUAACGGCAAGAUCAUUGGGCUCGUGAACGGCGUCUCCGCCGGGUGGGGCGACAUGGGCGGCGGUGCUACUCAGCUCCUCAUGCCUUUCCUUUUCCAAUUGAUUAUACUCGCGGGAGCAACACCGUUCACGGCGUGGCGUAUCGCCUUCUUUAUCCCCGGAUGGCUCCAUAUUAUCACCGGAGUCAUGGUCUUAACCCUUGGCCAGGACUUACCCGAUGGUAACCUUAGUGCUUUGCAAAAGAAGGGUGACGUUGUCAAAGACAAUUUUUCUAAGGUGUUCUCGAACGCUGUGAAAAAUUACAGAACAUGGGUUUUCUUCUUUCUCUAUGGCUUCUCAAUGGGAGUUGAGCUUUGCAUAAACAACAUGAUCACAGAGUACUUCUUCGACAGGUUUGAUCUGAAGCUUCAGACCGCAGGGAUAAUAGCGGCGUCGUUUGGCAUGGCCAACUUCUUCUCCCGCCCGUUAGGUGGCUACUCCUCCGACAUGGCGGCAAAGAAGUUCGGCAUGAGGGGGAGGCUAUGGGUGCUGUGGAUCGUCCAAACCCUCGGCGGACUGUUCUGCAUGUGGCUGGGCCGAGCCAAUACCCUUCCUGUCGCCGUCGUCGCCAUGAUCCUCUUCUCCCUUGGAGCCCAGGCGGCGUGCGGUGCCACGUACGGCAUCAUCCCCUUCGUGUCACGGCGGUCGUUGGGGCUCAUCUCGGGGCUGACCGGCGCCAGAGGCAACUUCGGCGGAGGGUUAACGCAGCUGCUGUUCUUCUCCAGCUCGAAAUUCUCCACGGCUGCGGGGCUGACGUGGAUGGGCGCCAUGGCCGUCGCCUGCACGCUCCCUGUCGCGUUCAUCCAUUUCCCGCAGUGGGGAAGCAUGCUUUUUCCGGCGUCCAAGAACGAGAGUUACAGCGAGGAAUAUUACUACGGGUCGGAGUGGAACGAGGAGGAGAAAUCGAAAGGUUUGCACCAUGGGAGUCUCAAAUUUGCAGAGAACAGCCGGUCGGAGCGCGGCAAGCAACGGAUUUCUUCCGUGGCAAGUCCACCCAAUAUUAUCACCCCAACCCGUGCUUAGUUAACUAAUUAAACUAAAUUAAUCAAUAAGCUCCGUACGUGCA
Ipomoea nil (Japanese morning glory) is the source of this 1758-nucleotide messenger RNA. Its product is annotated as high affinity nitrate transporter 2.4-like. NCBI's taxonomy places the organism in Eukaryota, Viridiplantae, Streptophyta, Magnoliopsida, Solanales, Convolvulaceae. Gene Ontology annotation, molecular function: nitrate transmembrane transporter activity. Bases 135 to 1715 code for a protein of 526 amino acids. Gene Ontology annotation, cellular component: plant-type vacuole membrane; plasma membrane. Gene Ontology annotation, biological process: cellular response to nitrate; nitrate transmembrane transport. The transcript is spliced from 2 exons. The record is from RefSeq and is a predicted model, not a curated record.